This is a messenger RNA of Danio aesculapii, 5951 nucleotides long. It is a transcript of the gene bltp3a, whose product is annotated as bridge-like lipid transfer protein family member 3A. The record is from RefSeq and is a predicted model, not a curated record. Bases 127 to 4137 code for a protein of 1336 amino acids. The transcript is spliced from 21 exons. Lineage: Eukaryota; Metazoa; Chordata; Actinopteri; Cypriniformes; Danionidae.
UCAUCUGCAGGAGCGACAGUCGUGAGCGGUGUGUGUGUGAGAGUGUGUUUGUGUGCGUGUGUGAGUGUGUGUGUGUCAGCGAAAGAUUUCUGAAGAUGCUGGAGAAUAGGAGGCUCAUCUGACGGGAUGGCGGGAAUAAUUAAGAAGCAGAUCCUGAAGCAUCUGUCCCGGUUCACCAAGAACCUCUCUCCAGAUAAGAUUAACCUGAGCACGCUGAAGGGAGAAGGUCAGCUCUCCAACCUGGAGCUAGAUGAGGAGGUACUGCAGAACAUGCUGGAGCUGCCCACCUGGCUGGCCGUCACACGUGUAUACUGCAAUAAAGCUGCUAUACGGAUACAAUGGACAAAGUUGAAGACCAGCCCCAUAUGCUUGUUCCUGGAUAAAGUGGAGGUUGAAAUGAGGACGUGUGAGGAGCCCAGACCCCCAAACGGACCCUCUCCAAUUGCAAUUACUGCAGGUCAAAGUGAGUAUGGGUUCGCGGAGAAGGUAGUGGAGGGCAUGUCUGUGAUCAUCAACUCCAUCACCAUUAAAGUGCAGUCGCGAGCGUUUCACGCCUCCUUCCAGCUCUGGCAGCUCCAGGGCUGCAGCCUCAACCCCAAAUGGCAGAAGAGCGACCUGCGGUACACACGCGUCACACACCCCAAACGAGGAGAGGUGCUGACGUUUAAGGAGAUAAACUGGCAGAGUCUGCGCAUCGAGGCGGACGCUAUAGAGAGCGAUGAUCAGGAUCUGGGAAGCACACCACUGCGUCUCAUUACUAACCAAGGCAGGAUACGCAUCGCUCUCAAGCGCAGGGUGAAGGACUGUAACGUGUUGGCCUCUAAGCUGCUGUUUAUUCUGGAUGAUCUGCUGUGGGUGCUGACAGACUCUCAGCUCAAGGCAAUCAUACACUACGCCAAAUCUCUGAGCGAAGCCAUGGAGAAAUCUGGACAGCAGAGAAAGAGCAUGGCAGCGGACACACUGCAGACUGCUCCUCCCUCUCCCAGCACACACUCUCUGUGGUCGGAUGCUCCUGCUCCUCCCGAGGCGUCCGGCUCCUGCACUCUGGCUCAGUAUUUCGAUCUGCAUGAUGUGAAGGAAUCCUCCUACCACACCUUCAUCUCCCGCCUCGACCUGCACAUCUGCAACGACAGCUCUUCAGAGCCCGAUGAAGCCCCUCUUCCAGGCACACAGGGUGCAAUGCAGCUGACCUUCAGGAAACUGGGCUUUGACUAUUACCCGUUUCAUAGACCAGGUGAUGGCUGUCAGCACUGGGAGCGUCACUGCGGGGCGAUGGACUCUCGGGCUCAGUGGGCAUCAAAACUCCUGCAGGACUUCCAGAGAAGGAUGGAGGAUCUGGGCAUCCCUGGACCUCAGUCUGAAGCAAACGUGUCGGCUAAAGACUCUCCAGCCAAAAAAAUCAAGGACGGGGAAUCCCAGUCCAGUUUCAGCCCCGAGCGGACUCAAGGAUGCGCCCUGAAGAAGCUGCGCUCUAGCUGUAUGGUAAUCCGUGUGGACGAUCUGGACAUCCAUCAGGUGUCCACUGGAGGCCGACACAGCAAAAAAACACAGUCUCUUCUUUCCUGCAACCGCAAAUCCCUGCAUCUGCCAGAAAACACUCCUGCAAUCCACCUUCAGUUCACCGAAUACUACUUUCCUGACAACCCCGGACUUCCUGUGCCCUCCCCUAACCUGUACGCGCAGCUCAAUGGUCUACAGCUGUGUGUGGACGCUCCGAGUGUCUUAUGGAUGACUCUGUUUACACGGGGUUUACACAGGACUUUAGAUCAGGUCAAAGCUUUUUACCACCUCCAGGACAGCAGCAAGACUGACGAACACAUCGAUAUGCGCCUGGAUGCAACACAGCUGAAGCUGGUCGUUCCCCUGGAGUCCUCUAUUUUGGAUCACCCCGACCGUCCUCAGUCUCUGAGCAUCGGUUUUCCUCAGAUUAUCCUCAGCAACACGCGUCAGUCUCCGCACGGCUCCCAUUCGGACCUCAACAGCACCUACAGCAGCUUCUCCAGCCGUACAUUCUUCAAUCCAACCCAAUGCAAACCUUUCCCACGAGAUCAGAGCGUCCUACACCCCCUGCCAUCCGCGUUUCUUCAACUCUCCCUAGAAAAUGAGUCCUUGUUAGCGAACAGGCGUCCGUCUCGCUCUCAGGACGUCUGGUCUGUCAGUCUGUCCCGAGUGACUCUUGGUUUUGACGGUGCUCGUCGAGGACUCCGAGGGAAAACUCUUCCAUUCGUAGAGCCUUUUUCCAUGUCUUUAUGGAUGUGCCAUCCUGAUGCCUUCAGAAAAGACUCUCAUUGUUCAGAAGAUGAUUCAAUAUCUCCUUCUAGAUUUAGCCAGGAGUUUUCACGUGCUCCAAAUGACCUUAUAUCUAAUAAAACCAAGCAGACAGAAUCUCUGAUCAAUUCUCCAGCAGCAUCAAUUCAUAUUUUAGCCCAAUCUAUUACUCCGGUUAAAAUGUGGCUCAAUCAUUAUCAGUUUAUAGCUCUUUUACGGAUGAAGGACUACCUUGGCAGGCUCGCCGAAGAUUUGACUAGGGAUUCCCAAGGUGAAUCCGAAAACAAGCGGUCAGAUCCGCCAUCGGUCUGUGUCUCAAUCCUGAUGGAGGCCAUUGAGCUUUCUCUGCUGCUUCCACCUGCAACAUGUGAGCCAGAACAGCAAGCUGAUUCUCCAGGAGAAACGGACACUAAUAGCCUGACCGAAUCUGAUUUCUCACCAUCCCACCGUGCUGAUCCUGGGAAUGAGGAUGCAGAAGAUGAGGAGCAGGAGGGAUCAGUAGAGGAGGCCUGUGAAGCAGUGGAGGAAGCCAUGGAUCAAGCUACACAUGAUGAUGAUGAGGAUAAAAGUGUUGCUCCUUCUACAACUCCUCCGGUUUCUCCUGGGAACCCGGCGUUAUUGUCCAGACACAGCUCUACUUUCAGCAUAGAGGGGGAUUUUUCCAGUGCUCUGAAUGCCACUAAAGGGGUCACCAAAGACGCCCUCAGUGCCUCCCUGGAUUUGACCAAAGGAGCGUUGUCCAUCACUAAAGAUGCCUUCAGCAUGCUGAGCCGAGGGUCUGGCAUGAACAAACUCUUCACACCUCAAAACAAGGAUCAGAGUUUGCGUUCAGAAGAGUCCAGUCCUUCUCUCAUGGGCAGUCUGCGGCUUCAGACCAUGAAACACUCGCCUUCCCAGAAUUCCUGCGACAGUGCCAUUUUAGAGGGCAGUUUGGCGGAUGACGGUGUAUCCAUUGACAGUGACAUGAGUGAAAACUUCGUCAUCCUCAUGGAUUCUGAGUCCGGUGUGGAGUCUCUGCGUCCCAACGGUACAGGUGUGGUUUCGGGCAGGUGUGUUAGUCCUGCUGCAGGAACUGAAGGAUCAUCAGCAGAACUCAGCAGCUCUCUGUCCCAGAGCACUGAAGACAUCGCACAAGAUAUGGCGUCUGUGCUGAGUGUGUGUCUGAGCCGGAUGUGUUGUCUGAUGGAGAUGCGUGGAGAAAAUGUGGUUCUGGCGCUGGAAUCACAGGAUAUUCAGCCCAAACAACAUGGAAACCAUAAGAUCUCAGACCUGCUGGCAGGACUGCCACUGACACAAGCUGGGUUGUGGUCCCCCAGUGCUGCUGGUUCUCCAGGACCUGGCUCUGUCUCCUGUCCCACAGCAGUGCUGUCCCUCCGGCUAGAGUCAGGCCCUGCAGCUGGCAGACACUGUGCUCAGUCUGAGAGUCUGGGCUUCAUGGAGGUGUGUGUGAGCGGGUGCAGAGCUCAGCUGCUGGCCUCCACAUUAAACACACUGGGGCCCUUCCUGGAGGACGAGUUCAGCGCGGACCCCCAGCCCAUGAGGAUCUGCCUGCAGGACACCACUGUCACUCUCAAGGAUGACGGUCCUCGUGUGUACCCGACCGCUCCUCAGCCCGUCCCGGUGCUCUUCUCUCUGGAUAAUGUAGUGUUGGAGCGUCUGGAUGAUGGAGUGCUGCGCUUCAGACCUGCUCAGAACCAAUCAGGAGCUGAGAAAGAAAAUGCUGACCAAUCCUGCUUUGGAGACCGGGAGAAGAACAAGUCUCUGGAGUCCAGACUCGCUGAUGUCCAGUCGGCUCUGGAUAAAGCUGUGUGUGACCGCGAGCGUCUGCUUCACGAAGUCAGAAAACACAACCCGUCCUUCACCUUAUGAUGAUGAACAAAGGGAAAAACACAGGAGGAAAAUAACCUUGUAAAUAAGAACAAGACACACACAUGCAUUAGCUGGCUAGAAAGUUCUCAUCCAUCCUAUCCUUAAAGCAGUGUUUCCCAACCCUGUUCCUAAAGGCACACCAACAGUGCACAUUUUCCACCUCUCCCUAAGCAAACACACCUGAGUCAACUCAUCAGGACAUCAGAGGAGACUCCAGAACCUGAAGUUAAUGGGUCAGAUGAAGGAAACAUCCAAAAUAUCUACUGUUGGUGUGUCCCCAGAAAAAGGGCUGGGAAAUACUGCCUUAAAGGAGCAUUUGCUGGCCCAAAAGUUAUCAUCUAUCCUUUCUUGCAUCUUAAAGCAGUGUUUCCCAACCUUGUUCCUAAAGGCACACCAACAGCAUGAUUUAGAUCAUCUAAACAUGGGAUGCACAUGAACUUUACCAUGUUGUUUCUUUAGAUUGUCUAAACCUGUGUUUCCCAACCCUGUUCCCGAAGGCACACCAACAGUACACAUUUUCAACCACUCCCUAAUCAAACACACCUGAAUCAACUCAUCAGGACUCCAAAACCUGAAGUUAAUGGGUCAGAUCAGCGAGAUAUCUUCAAUACUGUCGGUGUGCCUCCAGGAACAGGGUUGGGAAACAGUGCCUUAAAGGAACACUAGAGUUUUUAGACACUAGAGGCUCAUUUUACAAAUCACUUAAUUAUGUUUUUGAGAGAGAUGCUAAUGGUCUAAUCCGAUUCAAUGAUUUAUGCUAAGCUAAGCUAAAAGUGCUCUGAGCAAAUCAAGAGAUCAGCUGAAUGGAUUAAAAAUGGUCACAUUUAAUUAUAUGUGAAUUACAGGGGGGUUAAAUUAAUGGUUGAUCCCCCUGAAGGACGUCAAAACUAGUUUUAUGGAGGGGUCAGCUCUUUAAUAGUGAGGAAUGAUUUUCUCUGAGCUGUACCUUAAUUUUAAUAUUAUUAAUAAAUAAUAAUGUUAACAAUGAAAGUAAUAGAUAAUAUAUAUACGACCACCCCAUAAGGGUUCAUACCAUUGUGAAUACAUGAUCGUACCAAUUAGUUUGUGCAACGAAAAAAAAUCUUAAGGUGAAGUUUCACAAACUAAUCUGAAGAGGUGAUAUUAUUGAUCGCGGCUGGUCUCUCAUCUGUAAUCUUUAGGAAGCCGAUCGGAUCAUUUCAAACUUACUAUAAUAGCCCCUCUAUCAUUCCUCCCUUAUCUUCGUUUUGUGAAGAACCCCCCAUCCACCCCAUCUCCUCCUUUACCAGGGGGAGCUCUCGAGAACUACCUGAUCUCGUACUCCCCUUACAUGCUCAUCGACCAGGCGGGAGCUCUGGGAUCAAUCAUCUCCGAGCUCAGGGUUCUCUCCCGGGACAGAACUCUUGAAUCGACAUCGUAAAUGAGGAAAAAUUAAAAUAUGAAUAGCAAAAUACUGAAUGGAUAUGGAUAUAUAUAUUGAAGAGUGUAGAGUAACCUCUGAAAUAACUACUCAGAGGAGACCGCAGGUCAGAAUACACUAAACAUCCCUCAAAACAUUGACUUUAUUAAACCUUUUAUUAGUUAAUUAGACGUUAUUUGUUUCUUAAUUAUUCCACAAACUAACAUCAGUGUAAAGAUGAACUCCUCGCCUGAUCAUCAGUGUGUAAUGGGGUAAUUAACUCUGUAUAAUGAGCCGAUCUCACCCCAGAAACUGCAGUGUUCCUUUAAUGAUCCUCUUCAGUCUUCCUGUAUAGUAGACUUUCAUUGUGACAGAUCUGAUCUGAGGUCAGCAGUGAAACACACACACACACACACACACACACACACACACACAC